Messenger RNA from Propithecus coquereli (Coquerel's sifaka), 939 nucleotides. It is a transcript of the gene PDCD1LG2, whose product is annotated as programmed cell death 1 ligand 2. Gene Ontology annotation, biological process: positive regulation of T cell proliferation; T cell costimulation; immune response. Lineage: Eukaryota; Metazoa; Chordata; Mammalia; Primates; Indriidae. The transcript has 6 exons. Bases 1 to 939 code for a protein of 312 amino acids. Gene Ontology annotation, cellular component: external side of plasma membrane. The record is from RefSeq and is a predicted model, not a curated record.
AUGUUUUUCCUCCUGCUAAUGUUGAGCCUGGGAUUGCAGCUUCAUCAGACAGCAGCUUUAUUCACAGUGACAGUCCCUAAGGAGUUGUACAUAGCAGACUACGGCAGCAAUGUGACCCUGGAGUGUGACUUUGACACUGGAGGUCAUGUGAGACUUGAAGCAAUAAAAGCCACUUUGCAAAAGGUAGAAAAUGAUACAUCGUUGCCUGCUGAAAGAGCCGCUUUGCUGGAGGAGCAGCUGCCCCUGGGGAAGGCCUUGUUCCACAUCCCUCGAGUCCGAGUGAGGGACGAAGGGCAGUACCGCUGCGUGAUCCUCUAUGGGGUCUCCUGGGACUACAAGUACCUGACUCUGAAAGUCAGAGCUUCCUACAGAAAGAUAAACACUGGCAUCCUAAACAUCCCAGGGACAGAUGAGGUAAAGCUCACCUGCCAGGCUAGAGGUUAUCCCCUGGCAGAAGUGUCCUGGCCAAACAUCAGUGUUCCUGCCAACACCAGCCACAUCAGGACCCCUGAAGGCCUCUACCAGGUCACCAGUGUUCUGCGCCUAAAGCCCCACCCUGGAAGAAACUUCAGUUGUGUGUUCUGGAACAUUAAUGUAAAGGAACUUACUUCAGCCAACAUCAGUGACCCUCAAAGUUGGAUAGAUCCAGAGGUCGCUCCAACUUCACUGCUUCACAUUUUCAUCCCUUCCUGCACCAUUGCUUUAAUUUUCAUAGCUGCAAUGAUAGUCCUAAGAAAAUGGCUCUGCCAAAAGUUCUAUUCUAGAAAAGACAAAACAAUAAGAUCUGUCACCACAAUAAAGAGGGAAGUGAAUAGAGCUGUGAAGCACCAGAAUUCCAGAGAAAUCAAUUAUGAAAACAACCCUAGAAAACCUUCUUCAAAUUCUAGGGUCUGUGUCCCGCUCAUAGAUGUGGCAGUCAUAAGCACAAAAUAUGACUGA